AGUGAUGUCACGAUUUACGAUCAGAUUUCCCCUCAUCGUUAGCCAACAUGUGGUUACCGAAAAAUGCCUUCCUAAAUGGGUCUUGGCCUUCAGCUACUUGUUUCGGAGACUUUUAAUGUCCGGGGCAAUGUCCGUACAUGCAAAGAAAUAUGGGCCAGUUUGAGUCGUCUCUCCACAAUGGCCCGGCCUCCACAUCUUCCUUUCAUAUCAACACCACGUCCUCCUUCAUUUCAGCAUUGUCAGUCUCAAACGGGGUAAUCACGCUGGCGAGUCUCCAUCACUGCCCUAAAUCAAGAAAACGCCGUCUCGAACUCAGCAUACUCGUCAUCAUUGUUCCUUUCCGCCGGCACAACCACCAGUCCAGCAUCCAGCAGUUCUUCUCUUAUGUUAGCGGGAAUGUCACUGGCGGGGCACUUGAAUUCCCUUGUGUUCUCUUCGCUGUUUCGGUUGCCACCUUUCCAGCAUUUUCAAGAUCAUCGAAUGCCCCUUUGGAGGUUGAGAUACCAUACUAUCACAGGUAUCGUCAUGGACGUACUUCAUUGCUUUGCCAGGCUCUAUCCGCAGCGCCUGGCUCGCUACAUGCUCCCCAGAAGGUAACAGCCAAAAUGAAUCCUUCCCACUCCAACUUUGUCGAGACUCUUCGGGUCCUCGGUCGGACCGUCAAGCCACUGAAGUCACCGAGCCCUCUGACCUAUGCUGAGGUCGGAAAAUUCUUUCCAGAUUUACAGCAAGAUCACGCUAUUGUCCGGCAGCCCAUAAAACUCGUCUCUUAUCGACAAAACACACCCAUACCAGUCGACUACGGUCUUCAUGGACAAUACAGGCACAGAGUAAUCACUCCUGGAAUGCGCAUCCCCUUGAAAGUGGUGGCCCCGAAUGGUUCACAGCGGGAAGUGUUGCCACUCUAUGGACUUGCCCGACGCGGGAUACUCAGUCCUCCCAGGAAUGCCUGA
Messenger RNA from Ilyonectria robusta, 953 nucleotides. RefSeq lists its product as uncharacterized. NCBI's taxonomy places the organism in Eukaryota, Fungi, Ascomycota, Sordariomycetes, Hypocreales, Nectriaceae. The record is from RefSeq and is a predicted model, not a curated record. Bases 138 to 953 code for a protein of 271 amino acids. The transcript is spliced from 3 exons.